GGCACGCGGUAGCCCCUCACUUCCUGGUUGAAGAUGGCGGAUGAGAAUGAGACAGCACCGAUGCCGGAGAAAGAAGACGUAGAGGACCACGGACACUGCAGUGACUGUGAAAAUGAAGAGCACCACUUUGAAGAUGGUGACAGGGGUCUGGGUGACGACACUGGUGCCAAGAAGAAAAAAAAGAAGCAGAAAAAGAAGAAGAAAUCUGGUGCCACGGAAGGAGCUCAGGACCCCCUCGCUAAGGUGAAUUCAUUGCCAGUUGAUAAGCUACAGGAGAUCCAGAAGGCCAUUGAACUGUUCUCAGUAGGCCAGGGUCCUGCCAAAACCAUGGAGGAGGCCACUCGCAGGAGCUACCAGUUCUGGGACACACAGCCUGUGCCCAAGCUAGGGGAGACCGUCACAUCGCAUGGCUCCAUCGAACCUGACAAAGACCAAAUCCGUGAGGAGCCAUACAGCCUCCCACAGGGCUUCAGCUGGGACACCCUGGACUUGGGGGACCCUGUUGUGCUUAAGGAGCUUUACACCCUUCUCAAUGAGAAUUAUGUUGAAGAUGACGACAACAUGUUCAGAUUUGACUACUCCCCUGAGUUUCUGCUCUGGGCUCUGCGACCCCCGGGCUGGCUGCCUCCGUGGCAUUGUGGAGUGAGGGUUAACUCCAACCAGAAGCUGGUUGGCUUCAUCAGUGCUAUUCCUGCCAACAUCUCUAUCUACGAAGUAGAAAAGAAAAUGGUUGAGAUCAAUUUCCUCUGCGUCCACAAGAAGCUUCGCUCCAAACGAGUCGCUCCUGUUCUGAUCAGAGAAAUCACCAGACGGGUCAACCUGCAGGGUAUCUUUCAGGCUGUUUACACUGCUGGAGUGGUGCUGCCCAAACCUGUGAGCACAUGCAGGUACUGGCAUCGCUCUUUGAACCCACGCAAGCUAAUCGAGGUGAAGUUCUCCCACCUGAGCAGGAACAUGACUAUGCAGCGCACCAUGAAGUUGUACCGUCUCCCUGAUGCUCCCAAGACUUCCGGUCUGCGGACAAUGACUAAGAAGGACGUCCCGGUGGUGCAUCGUCUCCUGCGUGAGUACCUGAGCCAGUUCCACCUGGCGCCUGCCAUGACCCCUGAAGAGGUAGAACACUGGCUGCUUCCCCGGGAGAACAUCAUCGACACUUACCUGGUGGAUAAUGAUGGCAAGGUGACUGAUUUCCUCAGUUUCUACACACUGCCCUCCACCAUCAUGAACCACCCUGUGCACCGCAGUCUAAAGGCAGCAUACUCCUUCUACAACGUGCACACCACCACCCCGCUGCUCGACCUCAUGUCUGAUGCCCUCAUUCUGGCCAAAUCGAAAGGGUUUGAUGUCUUCAAUGCACUGGAUCUAAUGGAAAACAAGACUUUCUUGGAGAAGCUUAAGUUCGGCAUCGGUGACGGAAAUCUACAGUAUUAUCUGUACAAUUGGAGGUGUCCCAGCAUGGGCUCAGAAAAGGUGGGGUUGGUUCUGCAGUGACAUCCCUUUACGCCAUAAACCAAGUGUCAACAAACAGGCUAGGACAGCGCUCCAUCACACUGACCACCUGAUGAGAUGGACUGAUGACCUCCUGCUUCAGGAGAGGAAAUAAAAUCCCACCGCCCAUUUUUACUUUUUUGACCUUCUGAACUUUGACCUGCACUACCGCUGCCAGGCGGGGAGGCCGGGAGAGUCUUCCUGCUCUUCUUUCCUCCUUCGAUCACAGGGACCUUAAGCCAUUGUAGUUUUCAUCCCAAACAACUUGUAAUUCAUCUGAGAGCUGUCUUGAUUGUACCAAACACGCCCACACAAGAGCAGUUUGCACAGAUUACUGUAUACCAAACACUCACAGUUGGCAUACCUGCAAAACGUACGAAUCAUGUAAAUAACAUCAAAAGUAACUGUGGAUUCUGCCCUAACACAUGCAGACUAAAACCUACUGUUUUAUUUUAUUGCUAAAUGUUGGAAGUGCUUUUUGCAAUUAAAAUAACCAUGUCAUCUUUCAGUUUUAGAGAUAAAUCAAAAUCAAAAUCAAAAAUAUUUUAAAGAAAAGGCUUGAGGAGUGGAGGUAAUAAAUACCAAAAGUGGACACCAGAUAAGGGCUUCUGUUAAGAUUUCUCUUGUCAUGCUUGAGCCUGUGUCUUUAUUUUCCUCAUCAGACCUGAUUUUCUGACCGUAGUUAUGGAGUUUGUUUCAGCACUGCUUGAAGAAGACAGUCAUGCCAAAGCUGUGCAUUUGUCUUCAGGAGUUUCUCUCAUCUGUACUAACUUUCAUGAUCCUCCACAGCUUACUGCACUAACUGAAGAAGCCCUGAAACACAGACUGAUGGAAAUGGAGCAGCUUAGUUACAGAAACAAAUAAUCAGUUUCAGUUUUUUUGGACAAGAUCAAACUAUCACACAGAGGUUGAAGGCUUUCUGGUGGGGUUUACUCCACGUGUUAAUCAGCAGGGAUCAGAUUUGUAAUGAAACCUCUUGAAUGAACUGUGCUGCAGUUUCAAUGUCCAACCUGAGGGACUUGGAGUAUGCAAGGACUUUGGUUGAAUCAAAUUGCCUUUGGGUACCUUAUAAGAACAAUUCAGCUCAUUGUGCAAAUCUUGCAUGAUGAAAUCACACAGGACGUCUUAAAAGUAGUCGUAGAUGUGAAAAACUAACUACCCGAGCAGGAGCAGCUGAAAGUUCUGGCAACUUGUUUACAUGCACAUAUCACAUACUGUGUUUAGAUCUUUGCUGUUUGAAGACAAGAUCACGGUUAGCUUUUGUCACACUUGAAUUAACAUCUGUGAUUUAAUGCUCUUUCAGGCUCUAUUAAGGAAGUGAAGACAAACAAUAGUAUUAAUCUACAUCACGAAAAUGAUCACUGCAGCUGGCUUUUCACUUUGAUGAAGCAUUUGGAGCUCUCCACUCGAUCAUGUAGAUGAAAUCAGAGACGAUCCAGGAUGGAUUUUGAAACUGGGCAAAUGAACAGCAGUCUGUAUUUCCAACACUUGUUGCAGAGUCUGAUGAUGAUGAUGAUGAUGACAGGAGAAAUCUCCCUCAAAGUGUUUCUUAUGUAAAAUGUUGGUUCUACUUGCAUACCAAUGUAAAGAAUCAUGGGUUUUGUGGUGUUAUGAUGCAGGAAAAAGACUUUCAAGAUGCAGGUGAUUUUUUUUGAGCAAAAAAUAAAACCUAGAAGUUGCUGUAAGAA
This is a messenger RNA of Notolabrus celidotus (New Zealand spotty), 3176 nucleotides long. It is a transcript of the gene nmt1a, whose product is annotated as N-myristoyltransferase 1a. Lineage: Eukaryota; Metazoa; Chordata; Actinopteri; Labriformes; Labridae. Gene Ontology annotation, molecular function: glycylpeptide N-tetradecanoyltransferase activity. Bases 34 to 1491 code for a protein of 485 amino acids. Gene Ontology annotation, cellular component: cytoplasm. The transcript has 12 exons. Gene Ontology annotation, biological process: N-terminal peptidyl-glycine N-myristoylation. The record is from RefSeq and is a predicted model, not a curated record.